GAAAGACAGGAAGAGAGAAUUCACACUAAAGAAGCACAAGGUGUGGGGCUGAUAGAGCAAUUAGAAGCCUGGGGGAACACAAAGCAGCUAUUAGGGGAGACAGCCCCACUGAGAUGGCAAGAUUUGGAAAAAGAUACCAGAAGUCCUAAUUUAUCCAUUGGCAAACAGCCUCAGAGAGGUUAAGUUACUGGCAAGUGGUCACACAGCAGGAAAGAGGCAAAACGAGGCAGUGAAUAGCGCACAUGGGGGGAUGAUUCUUACUAAAGAUAUUGAACCCUAUUCCAGUAGUUAUUAUGAUUAUAAGGAAACUGAAGUAUUAUUUUUUAAAAACACCUUUUUGGGGGCAGAAGGGUUUCAGGCACCUCGAGCUGGCUUUCGAACUUGCUAUGUGGUCAAGGGUGAACUUGAACAUCUGAUCUUCCUGCUUCCACCUCCUCAGUACUGAGAUUACAGGCCUGUGCUACCUCACCCAGGUUUGCACGGGGCUGGGGUUCAAACUCGGGGCUUUGGGAACACUAAGAAGCAUUCUACCAACUGAACUACAUCCCAGGCCCCUUUUGCAUAUUUUAAUUUUUUUAACUGCAUAUAUGUAUAUCUGCAGUUGCCUGCAGAAUCCAGGAGGGGGUGUUAAAUCUAUUUGGGGCUGGAGUAAUUAAUUCUCCGUGGCCUGAUGUAGGUUCUGGGCACUGCACUUGGAUCCUCUGGGAAAGCAGUAAUCACUCUUAACUGUGCAGUCUUCCAGUCCCUCAAGUCUCUUUAAAUGACUGUUAAUAUGGCCAGGUGGUGUGGUGUAUGCCUUUGAUCUCAGCACUCAGGAAGUAGAGGCAGGUGGAUCACUGUGAAUUUGAGGCCAGCCUGAACUACCUAGCAAGUUACAGGACAGCCAGGGCUACACAGUAAAACCCUGUCUCAAAAGAAUUAAUAAUAAUAACAAUAAAAGGUGCUUUGGGUAUUCCACGCUACAACUGGGUAUACUGAGGCACUAGGGUAAAUGCACACACAGAGUGCUUAUUGACAGAACCUGACAGAGCUUGGCCAGUAUGCAGCUUUUCAAAGUCUAGCUGCUAGACUGAAGCCAGUUCUGCAGAGAGGGCAUUCUCAGUAUCUGUGGUCCUUGCCUGGCACCCCCUUGGGCUGAUGAGACAUUUUUAAACCUGCCACAUUAGCAUUCAGUCAGAAUAAAAAAAUGCAGGAAAAGCUCAAUUCUCCCAUGGGAUGCCAGAGUACGUGUGGCCCCUGCUUGUGUAAUAAUUACAGAUAGAACACACUUGAGAAGAUAUUGCUUAGAAAAUAAACUAAGAUUUGAUUGGAUAAGAAGUUCAGCCCCAAAGGUGCUCCUGACAUGAGGGAGGGCUGAGAAACACAGAUUUGUUUUCAGGCGUGGCCAGAGAGGAAAAGCAGUCUGUCAGAAGUGUGGGUUUGAAAGAAAAAAAAAAAAAAAGGAGGCUGGGUUUGCAUCUGCCCCCUAUAUCAAUUUUGGGACAGUCCUUUACCAUCUCUAGCCCUCAAUUUCUUCUCCUUUUGAUUGACAGUGGAAAAUGCCAUCAUCGAGGGUGGCUGUGAUGAUUUCGCAUAGAUAAAAGAACACGAAGUUCAAGAGGAGGGCUGAGCGUGAGGCCAGGGCUCUGGGCUUAGUCAUCCAGGAGAGCCGUUGGAGAGGCAGCAGCCUGCUGAUCUCCAGCACAGGGGAGACCCUCACUAACUAUUGACAUAGUUACUGAGAGCUGCCUAUGAGCUGCUUCAGUGCAAUAGCUGGGACCCCAGCCUCAUGACCAGGUCAGCCACCUGUUAUCUCAGAGCCACCUGAGUCGUUCAAUCCACUCAGAGGCUGCAGAGAAGGCAGGAGCUUCACCAGCAGACUGCAACGAGGGAACUUCUCCUGGAAGAGCCAGGAAGCCUUUGAUCUUGCUUCCAGAAAGAAGAGAGGGUUGAGUCCAGCAGGACCACAGGAGAUCCACUUGGACACUUGCGGCCAAGGUUCUGAUCUCCACGGUCGCGGUCUCUGACCACACACAUUACAACCUUACCUGUCUUCAGAGCAGAGUCCUUUCCAACCGACGACAUGAUAGAACCCUCUGAAGACUCAUUUGAGACGAUGAUGGAGCUUAAUAAUCCAUCAUCAAAACAAAUGGAGUCCUCCGAGGGCUCAUCCAACACCGUUGAGGAGACACCAGGCAGCAGCGGGGCACAGGCGCAGGCAGAGGCGGGCUCAGACAGUGGCCCAGCCCAGGAAGGAAAAGAACCACCCAGUGGCUCGACCCAGGAAAUGCAAGAGCUGCCCAUUGAUCUAUACCAAAACUUGGAGGAGCCAUUCAGUGGCCUGUAUGAGGAACGAGAGAAGCUGCCCACUGAUCUUCUCCAAGACAUGGAGGCAACCAGUGGCCCACGUGAGGAACGAGAUGAGCUGCCCACUGAUCUACUCCAAGAGUUGGAGGAGUCAUCCAGUGGCCCAUGUGAGGAACGAGAGAAGCUGCCCACUGAUACACUCGAAAACAUGGAGGAACCAUCCAGUGGCCCAAGUGAGGAACGAGAGAAGCUGCCCACUGAUACACUCAAAAACAUGGAAGAACCAUCCAGUGACCCAUGUGAGGAACAAGAGGAGCUGCCCACUGAUACACUCAAAAACAUGGAGAAACCAUCCAGUGACCCAUGUGAGGAACAAGAGGAGCUGCCCACUGAUACACUCAAAAACAUGGAGAAACCAUCCAGUGACCCAUGUGAGGAACAAGAGGAGCUGUCCACUGAUACACUCGAAAACAUGGAGGAACCAUCCAGUGGCCCAAGUGAGGAACGAGAGGAGAUGCCCACUGAUUCACUCGAAGACGUGGAGGAACCAUCCAGUGGCCCAAGUGAGGAACGAGAGGAUCCACCCAGUGACCUACUCCAAGACAUGGAGGAGUCAUGUGAUAGUUCACACGAGGAAGGUGAGGAUCCACUCAGUGAGAUUGCUAUCUCAUCUGAUGGCAUAGAUUCAGUGUUUGUCAACUCAUCUGAGACCCAGACAGAGCAAGGAGAUGAGACUGACCUGGAAGAUGAAGAAGAUGAGGAGAACCUUGAAGAGGAGGGUCAGCCCGGGAGCUCUCCGGAACAAGUCAUGGCCACAAUGGAGUCCAUCAUCUCGGUGUUCCUCCGAAUGCAAGACAUUGAACACCAACAGAGAGUAGCAGAGAGGAUCUUGAUGCAAGCCAUCGAAGAAGGCCGGCUUCCCAAACUCAGGCACUUCUCUGGAGAUCGCAGAGAAUACCAUGAGUUCAUUGUGCUCUGUCAGAUGACCCUACAGAACUACCCAUCGAUGUUGCACAAUGACCAGCUACGGGUGAAAUUUGUCAUGUGUCAUCUGUCUGACCUAGCCUUAGAAUGGGCCAACAGCCUGGUAGAGCAGAACAGCCCCCUACUGAACAACUACUCAGGCUUCAUUGAGGCUAUGUCAGAAAUGUUUGAGUACAGGCAGACGCUGCGCGUGGCAGAAGACGCCAUGUUCAAUAUCAGGCAGGGGAACCGCGGUGUUGCCGAAUACAUCAAUGAAUUCCAGAGUCUAAUACCCACCUUGGGCUGGCCAGAUGAAGUCCUGCAGGCCCACCUGUGCCAGGGGCUCAAUGAAGACAUCAGGCAUUAUCUGUUUCGAAUCCCCCAGCCGGAAUCCCUGGAGAACCUGAUGGUGCUCGUCCUGCAAAUUGAAGAUAAGCUGGCAGAGAGAAGGGCAAUACUCAGGCUGCCCCCUGAGGCCCGCCCAAGGAACAUGAUCUGGCUUGACCCACCUGCCCCAGAGAAGUGGAGUGUGAGCAGCUGGCUGCCCAAUGCGUUCCAUCCAAACAUCAAUCGUGCCCACCUCUUCCUGCUGCUCAUGGUGAGAGUGAACCCCUACCACAGUGUCGCAGUGCAGGCCCUGGUGGACUCAGGAGCAGAAGGGAACUACAUGGAUGAGAAGUUUGCCCAAGAACACUACGUGGAGCUCUAUGAGAGACCCUAUCCACAGGCAGUCCAAACCGUGGAUGGCUCCCUGAUCGGCAAUGAACCCAUCUGGCUGUACACUGAACCCCUGAUGUGUAUCCAGCAGAAUCAUUGUGAGUACAUCGAAUUUGACAUCGUACCUUCACCCCACUUCUCUGUGGUCCUUGGCAUCAAGUGGCUCCGUACCCAUGCACCUGAAGUUGACUGGAUCAAAGGCCGUUGUACCUUCCACUCGCCCUACUGCCUGAAGAAUUGCUUCCACCCACCCCCACCAUGCAUCGCACUGGAGAAAGUUAGCAUGGCCAUGCUACCCGGAUUGCCGCAAUUGUAUUCAGACCUGGCCGACGUGUUUAACCCGAAGGAAGCAGAUGAUGAGACUUCCGACCAGCCAAGCUCAGACGGAUCCGAUGAUCUUUCUGAAUCAGAGCCCUCUGAGCUUCAGCAGGCUGGAGACAGUGAUCACAACGACGUCUUUUAUGAGAGUUCUUCCAAGAGGCCUUGUCAAUCUGUGAGUGCCAAGAUGCAAGAAAAAGCCAGGCAGCAAGAGCAAUACUGGAUACUAUAUGACAUGCUGAAUGACAGACAGGACUACAUACAGAUGAUGCCAGAACUGUUUGAGCAGUUACAUGGAGCUACAUGGUUCACAAAACUGGAGCUGCGAGACAUUGCUAAGGAACCCAGGGUGGACUACAGCCUCACACACACAGAAGACACAUGGAGAGCAACAUUUGGUUUGAGCCCUUACCAGAUGAGAUGCUACCGGCCCUUCACAAUAGACUCAUACGCUGAUGACUGUGAUAAUGAGAUUCACUUUAUUCUAAAAGACAUCCUAGGCUUCUAUGUGAUUGCCCAUGGCCGAGAGCUCCUGAUCUACUCUAUGAGCCAGGAGGAACACUUUGAUCAUGUCCGCCAAGUCCUGCUCCGCCUUCGCGGUCACAAUAUCCACUGCUCCCUGGACAAAAGCCAGUUCCAUCGCCAGACCGCAGAAAUCAUGGGUUUCGCCCUAUCCCCCAAAGGGGUGAAACUGAACAAGACCAUCAUGAACCUCAUCAUGGGGUGUACUGCCCCCAGCAACAGGAAGGGCCUGCAAACCGUUAUCGAACUCUUCUAUCCCUACCGCCAUUUCGUGGAGCACUUUGCCAUCAUUGCAGAGCCCCUGGUGAGGCUGCUGCUGAGCACAGAGACCUACUGCUGGGGAGAAGAGCAUCAGGAAGCCUUAGACUGCCUAAAGAGGGCUUUCCGAAAGGCGCCCAUUCUGUACCACCCCAAGCAUCAGAACCCAUUCUACUUGGAAACAGGCAUCACUGGGUCAUUCCUAUACGCCUCCCUGAUCCAAACUGAUGAAGAAACCGGCAAAAAAGCUACCUGCGCUUUCUACUCACGACAUCUUUCCCCAAUCGAGGUGGAGUACCCUCAAGUGGAGAUGAGGAUCCUUCCAAUCCGGGCUUCCUUGAUAGUGUGGUGUCGCUACCUGGAGAACACCGAGGAGCCCAUCAUGAUCCUUCUCAACACAGAGGAUCUAGCCUCUCUGAAUAAUGACAGGCUCACCGUACUUCUCCCCGGGCAUUGGCUCUUCUUCUUCUCUCACUUCCAUUUUGAUGUGAUGGAGCUGCCUGAUGACGAUGACCCCCGAGCUCUGUCCCGUAGAAAUCCAAACCAGAGAGCCGUGAAAGGCAGAUACAUGAGGCCACUGAUGCUUCUUGCCCUGAGGGCAAACCAAAGGGACUCGUUCUCUGAUUCUGAGUCUGAGACCGAGACUGAGACUGAGUCCAAGGACAGUGACGACGAGUCAGACCCGGAAUGGGCAGAAUUGAAUCGGCAGGCCCUGGUGCAGGAGGUGCUCUCUAACAUCCCGAUAGAACAUAUCCUCAACAGCCUCCUGACCCACUUCAGCAGGGUCCAGAUCCGGUCCAUUGUCCUACACUUCUUCCGUGGCCUGCUCUACUGGAAGAGUGUCCUGGGUGUGGCGUCCCUCCUGGCGAUGAUGAGGGUGACGCAGCCCCUCUCCCCACUGCCUGCCCCCUCUUUGGAGGUGGCCAGGCCUGAGCCCCGACACACACUCCGGCUCAUCCUGGACUCAAGCCUCAUUGCAGGUAGUGGCAUGGCCACAGCCAUCACUCAGUUGCUCAGCCAGAUGCCCCCUGUAGCGCGGGCCAACACCCUCCCAGCUCGAGAGCUGGCUGAACUAUACCUGAGUCCCAGGUGCUGGCAUCGGAAUGCCCUGCAUUCCCAGCCCCCACGGGGCCUGCGAUUCACCCCAGGGUUCUGGUUGACCCUGUGUGAGUUCUUCGGGGUCAGAGUCAACCCCGAGGAGGACAUCUUCCCGGACCCACACCAGCAACGAUACUUAGAGCUGCACGUCGUUGGUGAUGAAGAUGUCGUCUUGCGAGAAGCCCUGCAAGACGACCUGCAACGUUACCGUCAGUGUGGCCUGCAUGACGGCCUGCAAGACACCUCGCAGGACGCGCAGGACAACGACGUGCAAGAAGCCCUGCUUGGCGACCAAGAAGCGGUCACCUUCCGCCCGCGAAAUCUGAUGGACCCAGAGGUCCUAGAUUUCCUCAACAACCGCCUACUCUACAUUCUUGGUGCCGAUGGCCGGCUUACUCUGCUCAGCAGAGAUGAGGUGGCUCGGGCCCUCACACGAUUCCUGACCAUGGCCUCCAGAAUGGCCCUACUUUCCCCAGCCAGGGAACAGGCAAGGCUAGAAGCACUGUCAGACUCAUCAGAUGAUGAACUUGACUGAAAACACAACAAAGUUGAUGCCAUCCUCCCUUGUGCCUCAGCUAGCUUUGCUCAAAUCCAGUGCCCCCUCCUGCCACUCCUGACCCAAGGGGAACCCACUUGUGAAGGGCCACAACUUCAACUCAUCCACCAGCAACAUCAUCUGUGUUCAAGGACUAGCCAACUAUCAGCGUCCCAGAACCAGCCAAGACUGUGCAACCCUGUCCUAACUGUCCAAGACUGUGUGCAACCCUGUCUUAACUGUCCAAGACUGUGCAGCCCUGUCCUAACUGAACGGGCCUCAGACCCACAGCCGGCAGUGAGAUCAUUGAGAGGAGGAAGCAGUGAUGAGCAACAAUGACCCUGUCACCCCAGGCCAGAUGCAGAGCAGACAUAGCGGGUGCAGCCAAGCAAGCAGAUGCCAGGGAGCCCCUCCCCACCACCACCUGAGUGGCGUGUGGCCACCUGUGCAUCCUGGGACACUGACCUCGGGUGCUCCACUGACUUCUACCUCCGCACCGGUGCUCCAACUCCCCUGGGCUCCAUCCCCACCCCCUCCCAGCCUCCCGAGGUACUGUGGUGCCGUGCCUCCCAGCCCACCCCGCAAGCAAGCAAGCCCACCCCACACUACCCAUCUGGUCUGGCUCCCUUGACACUUCAUCUGACCCUGAACUCUGAACUUACCUGAGCAGAGCUGCUCUGCAGGGCAUCCGACGUACCAGUGCGACUUACCUGAUAGACUUGCCCACCUUGAAGGUCCCUGAGACUCAGGGACUACCAGAAAAGGUGGUAGCACCAGGUGGGGCUCCCGUUCCCAAAACUGACAGCUGGACAGUGCAGGGGCCAGAGACCCCACAUAAAGGAGGGAGCCCCCAAGGACACUGGUGAAGCCCCAGACACCCAGCCUGCUGUGCCAAGGAGCCCAGAGUGCUCUGUGCAGACCACUGCUCUUUGUCAUGGGAAGGAGCACCUUCCUAUUCUUUCCAUCCCACUUCUGCUUUUGCCCCACAAAUAAAGAGAAUAAAAGAUUA
Peromyscus californicus insignis is the source of this 7706-nucleotide messenger RNA. RefSeq names its product retrotransposon Gag like 1 (gene Rtl1). The transcript has 3 exons. The record is from RefSeq and is a predicted model, not a curated record. Lineage: Eukaryota; Metazoa; Chordata; Mammalia; Rodentia; Cricetidae. Bases 2063 to 6697 code for a protein of 1544 amino acids.